AUGGCGCCGUCCAGCGGCCACCAGCUCAUUCCGAAGGUCUGGCGAGUAGCUAGGUUCGCCUUCGAGAAGACCGCUCGAGCAAUCAGGAGCAGGCUUCCCGAUGCUCCUCAACCUCGCGCUCUACAGCUUCAACCAGCAUUUGUUCGUCCGCCUGUUCGGACGCCCGCAGACCGGAUUGCGGCUCUCAGGUCACAGACUCGUUCUUUCACGACUGUCCGGCUGUCAGCCCGCACAGCAUCCGGUAGAGCCACCCAACCUUUGAAAAUCGUCACUCAGGUUAGCCGCCUGACGACCAGAACUCCCUUUGCCUCCGCCUUACGCCCAAACCUAACAGGAGGUGCAUUCUGCCGGACGGCGGGGGGAUAUGCUAUCGGUGCCGGUAGGAUAGGUGGCGCGAGAUACUUCUCUAGCUCCCCCACUUGCCCGGCUCAAGUCAUCCAGAAUGUAUCUGCGGCAAUGCGUUCUUUCUGGCUGUCCGGCCAGAGAGUUCGCUUUGACGGUAUUGAUAAACGGACAGGUGCUAAAAAAUAUAAAGUUGUGACUGCACUGCAACAGGAGGCAGGCCGCAAGAUGGGCGCCAUCCCUACCACUGCCCCGGGAUCAUAUGUUGAUUUCAAGAUCUCUCCAACCAUCACGGCUCUUGGAUGCUUCAAGUCGAUGCAAAAGGAAUCAACUUUCCAAGCCAACGAGCAGGCCACUCUUAACUCUGCUGGUCUCUUGGACCUCCUCUCCGGAGACUUCGCUCGUGUGCUCAAGGAACUUGCCGCGGUGCUAAACGAUUUGAAGAAACUCGCUGCUCUCGGCGACCUUCCUAUAUCGUUACAUGACCAGUCUACCAUUCGUGUUCGGUUUCCAGGAUGCGAUGCAGAGACCGUGGAGCAUCUGUGUGUCGAGGCUGGAGUGCAGAGAGGAGUGGUUGGCCAGGACGAAGACUUUGAGAGCAGAAAUGGAGCCGAGAUGGCACUCCUUUUUCCCUUUGCUCCUAGCCAUCAACACUCCGAACCAGGGUCGUAUCUACGUGACAGUCCUCUCAUGCGGACACCAGAAUACGUUAACUGGCGGGAAAUGGUGCUCUCAAAAGAUUCUCUCUCCCCCUUUGGUACGCCUGGAGGAGACUUUUCUCUCAUAGACCUGUCAGAGGAGAACCCAUGGGCACGCCAACCCUCUGCAUUUUCGAGCGUAGGCAUUAGUGAACUCGGUGACCGAGAGUUCUUCCCCGAUAUCCGCUAUCCAACCCCUACGGUCUCUGACUAUGGAGGCAUCGAAGGCGUCUGCAGAUUUAUAGAGGAAUGUAACCGAGUCAGCCGCUGA
Molecule: messenger RNA, 1311 nt
Organism: Microsporum canis CBS 113480
Lineage: Eukaryota; Fungi; Ascomycota; Eurotiomycetes; Onygenales; Arthrodermataceae
Product: casein kinase II beta 2 subunit
Exons: 2
Coding region: 1-1311 (436 amino acids)
Biological process (GO): proteasome assembly
Molecular function (GO): proteasome binding
Source: RefSeq, a predicted model, not a curated record